AUGGUGAGGACGAUGGUAGGCAAGGGAGGAAGCAAUGGCAGCGGCGGCGGCGGUGGGCGGGAGUCCAAGAAGCCGGCGCUCCUCCUGGGGCGGUACGAGGUGGGGAAGCUGCUGGGGCAGGGCAACUUCGCCAAGGUGUACCACGCGCGCAACGUGCGCACGGGCGAGGAGGUGGCCAUCAAGGUGAUGGAGAAGGAGAAGAUCUUCAAGUCCGGUCUGAUGGAGCACAUCAAGCGCGAGAUCGCCGUGCUCCGGCGGGUGCGCCACCCGCACAUCGUGCAGCUCUACGAGGUGAUGGCCACCAAGCUGCGCAUCUACUUCGUGAUGGAGUACGUGCGCGGCGGCGAGCUGUUCGCGCGCGUCGCGCGGGGCCGGCUCCGGGAGGCCGACGCCCGGUGCUACUUCCAGCAGCUGGUGUCCUCCGUCGCCUUCUGCCACGCGCGCGGGGUGUACCACCGGGACAUCAAGCCCGAGAACCUCCUCCUCGACGACGACGGCGACCUCAAGGUCUCCGACUUCGGCCUCUCCGCGGUGGCCGACCAGAUGCGCCACGACGGGCUGUUCCACACCUUCUGCGGCACCCCGGCCUACGUCGCGCCGGAGGUGCUCUCCCGCCGCGGCUACGACGCCGCCAAGGCCGACCUCUGGUCCUGCGGCGUCGUGCUCUUCGUGCUCGCCGCCGGAUACCUCCCGUUCCAGGACCGCAACCUCGUGGCCAUGUACCGCAAGAUCCACAGGGGCGAGUUCCGCUGCCCCAAGUGGUUCUCGCCGGAGCUCACCCGCCUCCUGCGCCGCGUCCUCGACACCAACCCGCAGCGCCGCGCCACCGCCGACGAGAUCAUGGACGACGAGUGGUUCAAGGUCGGCUUCCGCCGCUUCUCCUUCCGUAUCGAGGACGACCGCUCCUUCACCUGCUUCGACCUGGACGACGACGGCGUCGACGCGUCCACCUCGCCGCCCGAGCCCGACACGCCACGGGAGGACGCCGCUCCCAGGAAGCCGAGAAAGGGUAGUGCCGCCGGGCUGACGUCGUGCGCGUCGGCGCCGUCGCUGCUGCAGCUGGAAUCGCGAAGCGGGCUCGGCGGGAGCAGCCGGCGGCGGUCGAGCCUGAACGCGUUCGACAUCAUCUCGUUCUCGAGGGGGUUCGACCUCUCGGGCCUGUUCGAGGACGGCGAAGGGGGCGGUGUCCCGGAGCAGCCGCCGCACCCGGCGGCGGCGCGGUUCGUGUCGGCGGCUCCCGUGGAGCAGAUCCUGGCCACGCUGGAGGGGGCCGCGUCGGCGGCCGGCAUGGUGGUGCGCGAGAGGGACGACGGAUCGAUCAGCAUGGAGGGGACGCGGGAGGGCGAGCACGGCGCGCUGGCCGUGGCCGCCGAGAUCUACGAGCUCACGCCGGAGCUGCUGGUGGUGGAGGUUCGCCGCAAGUCCGGCGGCGCCGCCGAGUACGAGGAGUUCUUCCGCGCGCAGCUGAAGCCCAGCCUGGGCGACCUCGUCUGCGACGAGCCGACACGGCUUCAGUCCGGCGAGCGCUCUCGGAGCCUAUGA
Miscanthus lutarioriparius is the source of this 1542-nucleotide messenger RNA. The record is from the annotation of a GenBank genome assembly. Lineage: Eukaryota; Viridiplantae; Streptophyta; Magnoliopsida; Poales; Poaceae.